AUGAAAAGUAGCAGAGGCGGCCCUGAUGAAUUACGCCGGCCACUUCCGGAGCUCCACCGUCAGGAACCCUCGUCCACUUUAGGCCGCGGCUGCCGGGCGCUGGUCGAAACCUCCAGCCUUGCGCGAGGCGGACCCUCCGCGCAGCCCGCGGGCUUCGGCGCUUCGGCGCCUCGCGCUGCACCAGAGCGCACGCGGCGCGAGCCCGGCAGGGCGGCCGAGGGCGAGGAGAGCCAGCUACCGCCGCCGCCACCGGGCAGCUUCUGGAACGUGGAGAGUGCCGCCGCCCCGGGCACCGGGUGUCCCGCUGCCACCUCCGGGAGCGGCGCCGCCCGGUGCCGGGGCAACUCGGGUGGCGGAGGCGGCCGACGGACCACGGUGGCAUAUGUGAUCAACGAAGCGAGCCAGGGGCAGCUGGUGAUGGCCGAGAGCGAGGCCCUGCAGAGCCUGCGGGAGGCGUGCGAGACGGUGGGCGCCACCCUGGAGACCGUGCAGUUUGGUAAACUGGACUUUGGGGAGACCGCGGUGCUGGACCGUUUCUACAAUGCAGAUAUCGCCGUGGUGGAGAUGAGCGACGCCUUCCGACAGCCAUCGUUAUUUUACCACCUUGGGGUCAGAGAAAGUUUCAGCAUGGCCAACAACAUCAUCCUCUACUGUGAUAAUAAUUCAUACUCUCUGCAGUCGCUGAAGGAUAUCAUUUGCCAGAAGAAUACUAUGUGCACUGGGAACUACACGUUCGUUCCUUACAUGAUCACUCCACAUAACAAAGUCUACUGCUGUGAUAGCAGCUUCAUGAAGGGGUUGACGGAGCUCAUGCAACCGAAAUUUGAGCUGCUGCUUGGACCCAUUUGCUUACCUCUUGUGGACCGUUUCAUUCAACUUCUGAAGGUGGCACAAGCCAGUUCCAGCCAGUAUUUCCGGGAGUCUAUACUCAAUGACAUCAGGAAAGCUCGUAAUUUAUACACUGGUAAAGAAUUGGCAGCUGAACUGGCAAGAAUUCGGCAGCGAGUAGAUAACAUAGAAGUCUUGACGGCAGAUAUUGUCAUAAACCUGUUACUUUCCUACAGAGACAUCCAGGACUAUGAUUCUAUUGUGAAGCUGGUAGAGACGUUAGAAAAGCUGCCAACCUUUGAUUUGGCUUCCCAUCACCAUGUGAAGUUUCAUUAUGCAUUUGCGCUGAAUAGGAGAAAUCUCCCUGGAGAUAGAAUAAAAGCUCUUGAUACUAUGAUUCCCCUGGUGCAAAGUGAAGGGCAGGUUGCUUCAGAUAUGUAUUGCCUAGUUGGUCGAAUCUACAAAGAUAUGUUUUUGGACUCGAAUUUUCUGGACACUGAAAGUAGAGACCAUGGAGCUUCUUGGUUCAAAAAGGCAUUUGAAUCUGAGCCAUCGCUGCAGUCAGGAAUUAAUUAUGCGGUCCUUCUCCUGGCAGCUGGGCACCAGUUCGAAUCUUCCUUUGAGCUCCGGAAAGUUGGGGUGAAGCUAAGUAGCCUUCUUGGUAAAAAGGGAAACUUAGAAAAUCUCCAGAGCUACUGGGAAGUUGGAUUUUUUCUGGGUGCCAGUGUCCUGGCCAAUGACCACAUGAGAGUCAUCCAAGCCUCUGAAAAGCUUUUUAAACUGAAGACACCAGCAUGGUACCUCAAGUCUAUCGUAGAGACAAUUUUGAUAUACAAGCAUUUUGUGAAGCUGACUACAGAGCAGCCUGUGGCCAAACAGGAGCUGGUGGACUUCUGGAUGGAUUUCCUGGUGGAGGCCACAAAGACGGAUGUGACUGUGGUUAGGUUUCCGGUGUUAAUAUUAGAACCAACCAAAAUCUAUCAGCCUUCGUAUUUGUCUAUCAACAAUGAAGUUGAGGAAAAAACAAUAUCUAUUUGGCACGUGCUUCCUGAUGACAAGAAAGGUAUACAUGAGUGGAAUUUUAGUGCUUCUUCUGUCAGGGGUGUAAGUAUUUCUAAAUUUGAAGAACGAUGCUGUUUUCUUUAUGUGCUUCAUAAUUCUGACGAUUUCCAAAUCUAUUUCUGUACAGAACUGCACUGUAAAAAGUUUUUUGAAAUGGUGAACACCAUUACUGAAGAGAAGGGGAGAAGCACGGAGGAAGGUGAUUGUGAAAGUGACUCCUUGGAGUAUGACUACGAAUAUGAUGAGAAUGGAGACAGAGUCGUUUUAGGAAAAGGCACUUACGGGAUAGUCUAUGCAGGCCGAGACCUGAGCAACCAAGUCCGAAUCGCUAUAAAGGAAAUCCCAGAGAGAGAUAGCAGAUACUCCCAGCCCUUACAUGAAGAAAUAGCAUUGCAUAAGCAUCUGAAACAUAAAAAUAUUGUCCAGUAUCUGGGCUCUUUCAGUGAGAAUGGUUUCAUCAAAAUCUUCAUGGAGCAGGUCCCAGGAGGAAGUCUUUCUGCUCUCCUUCGGUCCAAAUGGGGCCCAUUAAAGGACAAUGAGCAAACAAUUGGCUUCUAUACAAAGCAAAUACUUGAAGGAUUAAAAUACCUCCACGAUAAUCAGAUAGUUCACCGGGAUAUAAAGGGUGACAAUGUGUUGAUUAAUACCUAUAGCGGUGUUCUCAAGAUCUCAGACUUCGGGACAUCAAAGAGGCUUGCUGGCAUUAACCCAUGUACUGAAACUUUUACUGGUACCCUUCAGUAUAUGGCACCGGAAAUCAUAGACAAAGGACCAAGAGGCUACGGGAAGGCAGCAGACAUCUGGUCUUUGGGCUGCACGAUCAUUGAAAUGGCCACAGGGAAACCACCUUUUUAUGAGCUGGGAGAACCACAAGCAGCUAUGUUCAAGGUGGGAAUGUUUAAAGUCCACCCGGAGAUCCCAGAGUCCAUGUCAGCAGAGGCCAAGGCAUUCAUACUGAAAUGUUUUGAACCAGACCCUGACAAGAGAGCCUGUGCUAACGACUUGCUUAUUGAUGAGUUCUUGAAAGUUUCAAGCAAAAAGAAAAAGAGCCAACCUAAGCUUUCAGCCCUGUCAGCCGGAUCGAAUGAGUAUCUUAGAAGCAUAUCCUUGCCCGUGCCCGUCUUGGUGGAGGACACCAGCAGCAGCAGUGAGUAUGGCUCGGUUUCUCCCGACACGGAGUUGAAGGUGGAUCCCUUCUCUUUCAAGACAAGAGCCAAAUCCUGUGGCGAACGAGAUGUUAAAGGAAUACGGACACUCUUUCUGGGCAUUCCAGAUGAAAAUUUCGAAGAUCACAGCGCCCCACCUUCCCCUGAAGAAAAAGAUUCAGGAUUCUUUAUGCUGAGGAAGGACAGUGAGAGACGGGCCACCCUCCACAGGAUCCUGACCGAAGACCAAGACAAAGUUGUGAGAAACUUAAUGGAAUCUUUGGCUCAGGGGCCUGAAGAACCUAAACUAAAAUGGGAACACAUCACAACCCUCAUUGCAAGUCUGAGAGAAUUCGUGAGAUCCACUGACCGAAAAAUCAUAGCCACCACCCUGUCCAAGCUGAAGCUAGAACUUGACUUUGACAGCCACGGCAUUAGUCAAGUCCAGGUGGUACUCUUCAGUUUUCAGGAUGCCGUCAAUAAAGUUCUUCGGAAUCAUAACAUCAAGCCACACUGGAUGUUUGCCUUGGACAGUAUCAUCCGAAAGGCGGUGCAGACGGCCAUUACCAUUCUGGUGCCAGAACUGAGGCCACAUUUCAGCCUCGCGUCUGAGAGUGAUACCGCGGAUCAAGAAGACUUGGAGGCCGAAGAUGAGCAUGAGGAACAGCCUUCAAACCAAACCGUCCGCAGACCUCACGCUGUCAUCGAAGAUGCUGUGGCUACCUCAGGGGUGAGCACGCUCAGUUCUACCGUGUCCCACGACUCCCAGAACGCUCACCGAUCCCUCAGUGUGCAGCUUGGAAGGAUGAAAAUAGAAACUAAUAGAUUGUUGGAAGAAUUGGUUCAGAAAGAGAAAGAAUUACAAGCCCUUCUUCACCAAGCUAUUGAAGAAAAAGACCAAGAAAUUAAGCACCUGAAGCUUAAGUCCCAACCAAUAGAUGUUCCCGGACUGCCGGUGAGUCCCCGGGGUCCUCCUGCCUCCAGCGCUGAAGAGUCGGAACUUGCUGAAUGGCUGAGAGAAAAGGGAGCUGAUGAGGACACUAUAAGUCGGUUUCUGGCUGAGCAUUAUUCUCUAGAGGAUAUUCUCUACUGUGUUACACGUGAUGAUUUAAAAUGCCUGAAACUAAGGGGCGGGAUACUCUGCACGCUGUGGAAGGCCAUCACCGACUUUCGAGACAAACAGACUUGACCGUCGCUCAGUUUGUUUCCAACCUUCCAUGGAGAUUCCAGCAAUACAGAACUGAUCUUCUUGGGGAAGGGAGAGGAGAAGGAGCUGCACUUUAAAUCCAGUAUUUGUUUACUCGUGUUUAAAAAGAAAGACAAAAUCCACUGAACUGCUUCUAUUUCUAGAAUUCAUAAGGACUCUUUCUAAGGACUCUCCAAAAAUAAUCCUAAACAUUAGGAUGCUGAGGACUAUUUUAGUCCAAACGUUUUUAUGGAGAUAUUUUUCACUCAGCACCUACCGCACCUCAGCCAAAUAUUUAUAUCACACGAAACGGAUAGGACAUUUCACGGGAUUGUGCAUCACUGGAACAAAACCAAAAUGUGACCAUGACUUUUCAGGCUUAUGUGUUUGUAAGAUACUCUGAGAAGAGAUGCUUAAGUUCAAUUACUGUAUGAAGUUUAUGUUCUUUUUUAAGUGUGCAGACUCUGAAAGCAAUGGUUUGUACUUACCUAUCUGUAUUAAUUGUAAUAUUGAGUAUAUUUUGUAACUUAAGUUUCUGGCCCCUAGUACAUUCGUUUGCGUCGUUGAUGUACUACUGAACUGUAGCAGUUGUACGUGCCUGAAUCACAGUAACGUUAGCUUGUUCUAAAGCUAUCCAUUGUGUCAUAUUUACUCUCGUACGUCAGAAGACUCUUAACACACUGUUUGAUAAAUUCUAAAGAAUUCUUAUUUCGUUUUGACAAACCAGAUAAACCACUGUGUCAAAUUUC
Messenger RNA from Suricata suricatta (meerkat), 4970 nucleotides. It is a transcript of the gene MAP3K5, whose product is annotated as mitogen-activated protein kinase kinase kinase 5. Gene Ontology annotation, biological process: intrinsic apoptotic signaling pathway in response to oxidative stress; protein phosphorylation; MAPK cascade. Gene Ontology annotation, molecular function: ATP binding; MAP kinase kinase kinase activity. Bases 1 to 4224 code for a protein of 1407 amino acids. The transcript has 31 exons. The record is from RefSeq and is a predicted model, not a curated record. NCBI's taxonomy places the organism in Eukaryota, Metazoa, Chordata, Mammalia, Carnivora, Herpestidae.